AUGUCGUCGCCAUGCAAUGCGGCAGAUGAAGCGACCAAUGGCAACGCCACCAGUGCAAGCAAUGCAAGCAAAGCUGGUCAAAAGGAUGAGAAGGACGAGAAGGCGAGCGAGCCGGAGACCUUCUCACGCUUCCGCGAGGUAAUCUCUACAAAGGCUCACGAGCUUUCAGCUGAAAUCUCCACAAAGGCGACUCCCCUACUUGCAAAGGCACAAGCGAAGGCCCACGAGAUCUCUGACGAAAUCUCUACAAAGGCCACGCACUUUACAGCGAAGGCGCAGGCGAAGGCGCAUGAAAUUUCCGACUCACUCUUUGCCCACAUGCUCAACGCCGAGGCCGCGGCAUCUGCAGCCAUGGCCCGGCGGCGGGCGCUGGUGGGCCUCGUGGACGUCCUAGUGGGCAUCACUGUGCUUGAUGCAACAUAUUUGCUGGUUCCGGUUUCCUGCUGGCUCCUGACUCCUACGGAGCCUUCUGGCCUAGCUGCCUACCCCUGUGGCUUAGGCACCUGUAUUGAGCCCGAAGCUGCCUAG
Molecule: messenger RNA, 528 nt
Organism: Symbiodinium necroappetens
Lineage: Eukaryota; Dinophyceae; Suessiales; Symbiodiniaceae
Source: the annotation of a GenBank genome assembly